Messenger RNA from Pseudovirgaria hyperparasitica, 2589 nucleotides. RefSeq names its product phospholipase D/nuclease. Gene Ontology annotation, molecular function: D-type glycerophospholipase activity. The coding region runs from base 1 to 2589 and encodes 862 amino acids. NCBI's taxonomy places the organism in Eukaryota, Fungi, Ascomycota, Dothideomycetes, Acrospermales, Acrospermaceae. The transcript has 5 exons. Gene Ontology annotation, biological process: intracellular signal transduction; cell motility; phosphatidic acid biosynthetic process. The record is from RefSeq and is a predicted model, not a curated record.
AUGACGAGUAAGACCGAUAUUGCAGGCCCGGGCUCGAAAUCAGAGAAGAUCAAGGACACGCUGAAGCAUCCCUUCUCAGACCUGCGAGAGAAGCUCAAGGAUACGCACAUCGGCGGCUUCAAGGAGGAGGCUACGCACUUGAAGCACAAGAUCGGCAAGUUUGCCAACCUCAUCAACUCCAACCAUCGCCAUGACGAGGAGCAUGAGAAGAUCACGGACGAGAAGAGGAAAAGGAUAGCAGCAGAGCAUCGCUUUGGGAGUUUUGCGCCCGAACGUGACGGUAACAAUGUCAAGUGGUACGUGGACGGUCGCGACUACUACUGGGCAGUGUCGACCGCACUAGAAGAGGCAAAAGAGACUAUUUAUAUCGCAGAUUGGUGGCUCUCCCCAGAGCUGUUUCUACGGAGGCCGCCAUACUUUAACCAAGAAUGGAGGCUUGAUCAGGUGCUGAAGCGAAAAGCAGAGGCUGGCGUCAAAAUCUACGUGAUCGUGUACAAGGAGGUGCAGCAAGCAUUGACUUGCAACAGCGCGCACACGAAGCACGCACUACGAGCAUUAUGUCCAGAGGGCACGCCAGGGUAUGGUAAUAUCAAGAUCAUGCGCCAUCCGGAUCAUAACGUCUUCGAGAAUGCCGGAGACAUGACUUUCUACUGGGCACAUCAUGAGAAGUUCAUAGUGAUUGACUAUAAUUUGGCGUUCAUUGGUGGCCUUGACCUUUGCUUCGGAAGAUGGGACUCAAAGGACCAUCCACUUUCGGAUGUGCACCCGGCCGGCGUGCAGAACGAAAUCUUUCCAGGACAAGAUUUCAACAACAAUCGCAUCAUGGAUUUCCAGACCGUAGAGGACUGGAAGACGAACGAACUAUCAAAGGCCGAGUAUGGACGUAUGCCAUGGCAUGACGUUGCAAUGGCACUUGUUGGGCCGUGUGUUUACGACAUUGCGGAGCAUUUUGUUCUACGCUGGAACUUUUGCAAGCGCGACAAAUACAAGCGAGACGAGCCAUUCGACUGGCUCGAGCUUGAAGGCCGUCAGGGUGACGAUGAGGAUCUGGUCGGGGUUCAGCGACCAAAAUACCCUGUCGGUGAAUACGUCAAGCACCCUCUGACACCACUGAGUAGCAAGAACAUUGGCAGUGAUCAGGGCACUGUCCACGCUCAGAUUGUACGGAGUAGUGCCGACUGGAGUAGCGGUCUUGACCCACCCGAGCACAGCAUUCAGAAUGCUUACUGCGAAGUCAUUCGUAACGCACAGCACUAUGUUUACAUUGAGAACCAAUUCUUCAUCACCGCGACUGGUGAGGAUCAGACUCCGAUUCACAACCAAAUUGGCAAGGCUAUUGUCGAUGCUUGUGUACGUGCUGGUAAGGAGAACAGGAAGUUUAGAGUGAUAAUCGUCAUUCCUGCCAUUCCUGGUUUUGCUGGCGACCUCAGAGAUGACGCUGCAAUGGGAACACGCGCGAUCAUGGACUAUCAAUACAAGUCUAUCAAUCGCGGCAAAAACAGUAUCAUGGAACAAAUCAAGGCGCAGGGCGUUGAUCCCACUCAACACGUCUAUGUAUUCAAUCUCCGCUCCUAUGAUCGCCUGAACUUUACCCCAGCUAUGAAGGUACAAGAGGAGAAGUCCGGGGUCAAGUAUCAAGACGUCCAGCGCGCCGAGGCGCAGGAGAUCAUGGGCACUGGAGUUUCAGGCGCAGCGGGAGACUCAUCGAGCGAAAGUGAGGGCGGCUAUGACUCGGACGAUGCAAACGAUGCGGCUAAAGAGGCUACGAUCGAUAAGAAACGCCGCUUUGAAGCAGCGCGUGAACAUGCCGGUAUUAGCGGGGAGGCGGAAGGACCAGAGUCCAAAGACAGUAUCGCAAAGAGUGCGCUUAAGGGAGAGAAGAAGGUCAGCGAGCUGGGAUGGAGUGAGCAGUCUUCUCAGCAAGAAAUCGACAACUACGUGCAAGAGGAGCUCUACAUCCACGCGAAGCUUCUCAUCGUCGAUGACAAGAUUGCUGUUUGCGGGAGCUCAAACAUCAACGAUCGGUCACAGCUCGGCUACCACGACUCCGAACUGUCGAUUGUCAUGACCGACACGAAGGUUUUGGAGUCAAAAAUGGACGGUCGGUCGUAUCAGGCUGGUCACCACGCUGCAACACUUCGCCGGACACUAUGGAUGGAGCACCUUGGACUGCUUCCCAACCUUCCCCUUGACGCCAAAGACGACCCAAACGCCGAGCCACCUACGCACUCACCCAACCGCUAUGAGGAGGGUGAAGACUGGGACUUUGUCGCCGACCCUCUCUCAGACGAUGUGUGGAACAUGUGGACUAGUCAAGCCACGACAAAUACAGAAGUGUUCCGAGACUUGUUCCACGCAGAUCCGGACGACGCCAUCAAGUCCUUUGAUGACUAUGCCAAGUUCCUGCCUCCCGGUGCGCAGAAACAAGGCCAUAUCUUCGGCAAGGACAAGAGCGUCGAGCAGAUCAGGACCGAGCUGGACAAGAUCCGAGGCCACCUGGUGUGGAUGCCUCUGACAUUCCUGGAGAAUGCAGAGAUGGCGGAAAAGGGCUUGCAGGUCAACAAUAUUACGGAGAGUAUCUAUACGUAG